Ambispora leptoticha is the source of this 1248-nucleotide messenger RNA. Lineage: Eukaryota; Fungi; Glomeromycota; Glomeromycetes; Archaeosporales; Ambisporaceae. The record is from the annotation of a GenBank genome assembly.
AUGGAAGAUUAUGCGCGUAAAGAAAGUGAAUUUCAAGCAGGCAUUCCACCACGACUAGUCUCGAUUUUCUACGCAGUAUUUGACGUUCACAAGGGUCCAAAAGUGAUCUAUGAGGUACCAGAAGGCUCAAUAAUUCCAAACCCAGAGUCCACCAAGCAACCAAUAUUAGAUUUCUCCUCUAUUUCUGAUUACAUAAUUCCAAAAGAACCACUUAGUAAACAUCUAAUCACGGUAUGCACCGACUCCCAUAAAGUCCUCGGAUACCCUGUAUGGGUUGACGGACUCAAAUAUCGACGAAACUCUUUCUGCUUUAAUUUGUGUUUCGUGUUUGAUCGUAAUGCCGACACCAGUAGUUAUGAACCGGUGGUGCGUAAAAUUGCGCGUGUUUUGAGGAGUCUUGAGUUGGAGAACGGGUUUCUAUAUGAGGAAAAGACAAAGGUGAUGAUGUAUAAUAUUAUUGAACAGCUGCUGGAAGAUUUAAAUAGUUAUUGCGAGUGUCAGAUACCCAUUAAUUCCGCCAAUACUAUAAAUUUGAAAUUGUUUCCGACUUAUCCAAAUCCUCCUCCUGUUUACGAUUAUCAAGUUCCCAUUUGCACCGUUAAUCUGAAAGCACUUAUGGAUGUUAAUUGGGAUCUCACCAUGAAGAAUAUAGCGACGCGCAUUAAUGGGAUACAUCACGUAAAAAAGAUUGCGGAUUUAGCAGACGUUAAUCAUGAUCUUGCACGAAAAUGCAUGGAACAUUUGCUAUAUUAUGGAUGUAUAAUAAUGUUUUCAAAUGUCUAUGCUGUAAAACCAGAUAUAAUGCGUGUUCUUGAAGAUGAAGCAGUACAGAACGAGUGUAUUUCUUAUGUCACCAAAUCAGUUGCAAUUCCACCACCUUCAUUCGCAAAACUAUUUUCAUUGUAUUGUCAAUUGAAGUAUGGGGUUUCGUUGAAAGAGUGGCUUGAAGAAUAUCAAGUCUCCUCGUUGAAUAUUGAUAUCAGACGGUUUAUAACGUUUGGGGUAAUCAAAAGAUUCUUGUAUAGAGUUCACAAGUAUCCUGUUCUUCCUGAAGUUGCGUUGUUGAGUAAUGGUGGAGGUGAAGGGGAUAAUAGUAAUAGUAAUGCUAGUAAGCUACCAUUAAAAUUGCGAAAGCUACUUGAUGGUACACACCAUUAUGACGAAAUUUGUACUGCAGAGAAUUGUAGUGCUAAAGAGUUGGAUGAAAAGUUGUCUGUUGAACCCAAGAUAAAGUUUAUUUGGAGAUGA